GGGAAAAUAGGAUUCUGGAGCUCAGAACCUCUGUAUCUCUUGAGGGACCACAGGGGUACAUGAGAGCCUCUUACACUUUCUUGGGGGCAAGCUGUGCCCCGUGAGGAUUUGGGUCUGGGGAAGAGCCUCCGGAGCCCGCGACCCCGCCAAGGACGGCUGAGGAAACGCCUAACACAGAGACGCCCGCUCCCGAAGCCUUUGCUCUCUCCCGGCCGUUGAAGGUCCCCAAGAGAGGGCGCCCUCCGGGGCUGGAUUGGACCCUGCUUCAUGGAGGCGGGACUCAGGGCUAGCGGGUGGAGGGCUAUUUAAGACUAGGCGGGGUUGGAGGUGGCCAGGGGCAAAAUGAGUGGGCUACCGGGCGCCGGGACCAGCCCAGGCCUGGGAGAGGCCUCCGACCUUAAGUUCCCUCUGGGCGCCAAGUUCAGGGAACCUCUCACCGAGGCUCGGUUCCAGCGGCUCUUCGGAGACGCAGAGCAGGCGCCGGAGCUACUCGCGGAGCCUCGCUCGUCCCGACUGUGCAGACGGUGGAGGCGGUUGGCCAGCGCUUGCUCCGGGCCGGGGGCGUGGCGCCUGCUGCGGGCGCGGCUGCCCCCGCUGCGUUGGCUGCCCCACUACCGCUGGCGGGCCUGGCUGCUCGGGGAUGCCGUGGCCGGGGUGACCGUGGGCAUCGUGCACGUGCCCCAGGGCAUGGCUUUUGCCCUCCUGACCUCAGUGCCUCCAGUGUUCGGACUCUACACUUCUUUCUUCCCUGUCCUCAUUUACACCUUGUUGGGGACUGGUAGACACCUGUCCACAGGAACUUUCGCGGUACUCAGCCUCAUGACAGGCUCGGCGGUGGAACGGCUGGUGCCCGAACCCCUCGGGGGGAACCUGAGCGGAAUCGAAAGGGAACAGUUGGACGCUCAGCGGGUUGGGUCGGCUGCAGCCUUGGCCUUCGGUAGCGGGGCGCUGAUGCUGGGCAUGUUCGCGCUGCAGCUCGGCGUCCUGUCCACCUUUUUGUCGGAGCCGGUGGUCAAAGCGCUGACCAGCGGGGCCGCGCUGCACGUGCUCGUGUCCCAGCUGCCGAGCCUUUUGGGGUUGCCCCUCCCGCGCCAGAUUGGCUGCUUCUCUCUCUUCAAGACGCUGGCCGCUGUGCUGACCGCGCUGCCCCGGAGCAGUCCGGCCGAACUGACCAUCUCGGCACUCAGCCUGGCGCUGCUCGUGCCGGUCAAAGAAUUGAACGUGAGAUUCCGAGACAAGCUACCCACCCCGAUCCCGGGGGAAAUUGUCAUGGUGCUUCUGGCCUCUGUGUUGUGCUUCACCUCUUCCCUGGACACAAGAUACAACGUCCAGAUUGUGGGGCUGCUGCCUGGGGGGUUUCCCCAACCCCAUCUUCCCGACCUGGCUGAGCUGCCCAGGAUUCUGGCUGACUCACUGCCCAUCGCACUGGUUACUUUUGCUGUGUCUGCCUCCCUGGCCUCCAUCUAUGCAGACAAGUAUAGCUACACUAUUGACUCCAACCAGGAGCUCUUGGCACAUGGUAUCUCCAACCUCAUCUCCUCCCUCUUCUCCUGCUUUCCCAACUCUGCCACUUUGGCCACCACCAGCCUACUAGUGGAUGCUGGUGGGAACACACAGCUGGCAGGUCUCUUCUCCUGCAUAGUUGUCCUGUCAGUGCUGCUGUGGCUGGGGCCCUUCUUCUACUAUCUGCCCAAGGUGAGGAACAGCGGAGGCACGGGGGUGACUGGGGGUGGUGGUGGCUACAUUCUAGGACAUUGGGGCAGUUGGCUUGCCUCUUCUGCCUCCAAGGCUGUCCUGGCUUGCAUCAACAUCUCCAGCAUGCGCCAGAUGUUCUUCCAGAUGCAGGAACUUCCACAACUAUGGCGCAUCAGCCGCAUGGACUUUGCUGUAUGGAUGGUCACGUGGGUGGCCGUAGUGAUCCUGAGUGUGGACUUGGGCCUGGCCGUGGGCGUGGUCUUCUCCAUGAUGACUGUGGUCUGCCGCACCCAGAGGGUGCAGUGCCUGGCACUUGGACUUGCUGAGGGGACGGAGCUCUACAGGCCACUCGAAGAGAGCCACAAGCUCCUCAAGGUCCCGGGGCUCUGCAUCCUGAGAUACCCAACACCGCUCUACUUUGGGACCCGAGGGCAGUUCCGCCGCAUCCUGGAGUGGCACCUGGGGCUUGGAGAAGGACGCAAGGAGACUCCCAAGCUAGAUGGCCCACCUGAUGCAGUUGCUGAGCCUGUCAGAGUGGUGGUCCUAGACUGCAGUGGUAUCACCUUUGCAGAUGCUGCUGGAGCCAGAGAGGUGGUACAGCUAGCCAGGCGAUGCCGAGAUGCUGGGAUCCACCUUCUCCUGGCUCAGUGUAAUGCCUCAGUGCUGCGGACACUGACCCAGGCAGGACUCUUGGACAGAGUGACCCCAGAGCAGCUGUUUGUGAGUGUCCAGGACGCAGCUGCUCAUGCCCUGGAGAGACUGGUGAGGGGGCAGUAGGAACGGGAGAUCCAGGAGGCGCUGGGGUGGAGCAAGUGACAUGAGCCUACAGGUCCAAAGACAUGCACAGUGUGGGUCUGACCCGGUCAUUUGGAGUGUGGAGGGCCCCGACAAUAUGUGCGCGAGGAGUCUCCUCACUUCAUGUAACUAAUAAAACAAAGCUGAGAGCCACUGGG
Molecule: messenger RNA, 2648 nt
Organism: Felis catus (domestic cat)
Lineage: Eukaryota; Metazoa; Chordata; Mammalia; Carnivora; Felidae
Gene: SLC26A10
Product: solute carrier family 26 member 10
Exons: 19
Coding region: 343-2472 (709 amino acids)
Biological process (GO): transmembrane transport
Cellular component (GO): membrane
Molecular function (GO): chloride transmembrane transporter activity; bicarbonate transmembrane transporter activity; oxalate transmembrane transporter activity
Source: RefSeq, a predicted model, not a curated record